Molecule: messenger RNA, 1916 nt
Organism: Petromyzon marinus (sea lamprey)
Lineage: Eukaryota; Metazoa; Chordata; Hyperoartia; Petromyzontiformes; Petromyzontidae
Biological process (GO): positive regulation of canonical NF-kappaB signal transduction; positive regulation of type I interferon production; TRIF-dependent toll-like receptor signaling pathway
Cellular component (GO): endosome
Molecular function (GO): signaling adaptor activity
Source: RefSeq, a predicted model, not a curated record
UAGUUUCACUUUGCGUUUCCCGGUGUUCAUGGUUUUUUUCGCUGUAUUUUUGUGACGUGAACACGGCUAUGGUUUAAACAUCUUUUGUUUAACUUUUUAAACAUAUAUAGAAUUUACGUUACAUGGCUAGAACAAUGUAAUUGUCAUAGGGACUAAUAAGGUACUAGCGGGAUGGUAAAACGACCCCAAUGGCAAGAUUUGACCAGUGGGGAUCAGUGACCCAUCCAGCAGUGGAUUGACCAAGGUCUGCCCGUACAUUCGUGUAUUAUAACCAAUGGCGUAAUGAAAAAAAACAGAGAAGAGACCACACACAGAAAAUCAGGUGACCAAUGAAGAUGGCUGGCGCUGAACAUCUUCCAUCCUCCACUGAGAAGGACAUUGAUACGCUUAUCCGUCAAAAUCGACCUCACCUAAAGGAGUGCAUUGGUUAUGCACCAGAUGAAUUUAUAGAUGAGCUGGAUCGAAACGGUUACAUUACUCGACAUAUAUACAACACGUUUAAGGACAUGAAAAGUACAAACAAGACUCAGGCCAUCGAUGAUGUGUUGAACUGGCUGUACGAUGGUGGAAUUGAAACUCAGGUUAAGAUGCUCAAGGCCCUGCAGAUGGUGGAAGGCCAUUACCCACGAGUCAAGCAAUGGCUCAAAAAUGUCGAUGCUAGGAGCCUUAUAGCAAGAGCAGAUGAAGAUGCACUGGCAGCUGGGAGGCACGUCGCCAGCACGCCCAGCCCGCUGAGCACUCGGAUACCGUGCGGCGUUGCAGCGGUCUCCGAGACUCGGGAGUUUGUCAACGCUGCUGUAAGUGGCCCGGGCGAGGGAAACGUUGGAGGCCAUUCGGGAGCAAUACCAAAGAAGCCCCAUCAGUCCUUCAUUAACAUUCACACCAAGGGGCAAGGUGUCGGUCAAACUGGACAAGCCGGUCCGAUGAUGGGGUCGAGGCGUGUGGAAAAGCUGGCGACGGAGAUCGGAAACCUGCAGCUGAGAAGUGAACCCUGGAGCGGGACCACUGUCAAAGAGACCGACAAGUUGCCAGUGGUACAGGAAGACGGGAGUGACAGCCAUCCUCGCGUGAAAGAGGGGCAGAAUGAUGAAGACGGCUUCUACUCGUUUGUGAUUCUGCACCAUGAAGACGACGGCGACGUAGCCAGGCAAGUGAAAAAUGAUCUCGAGCGAUUCGGGGUAACUGGCGGCGCUGUGUACGAAGAUAAUUUUCAAGUGGGGGGGUCCACGCAUAUUUCUUGCUUGGACAGCGCCAUCAAUAACUCUGCCUUCAUCAUCCUACUCUUGACCAAUAACUUCCAUAGCAAGUGGAACGAGUUCACAAUGCACGUAGCCCUCAUGAAUUCCAUCCUAACCCCGAACAAGUAUAACACGGUUAUUCCACUCUAUCCCCGAGAGAAUGCACUCCCAACGCAGGCUUUGCCUGCGCCACUGAAAGCAUUGAGUUCCCUGGAUCAAGUAAGUACAAGGUUUGAGAUUCAAGUAAAAAAUACGUUCUCCAUUCUCAGAAUUCAGGAACAAAGGAGAAGGUGGUCAGAUGAACAGGCUCUAUUGAGGAAACCUGACAAUGACAUUUAGUCACAGCCUACUGUUGAUUUCUAAUACUCUAAGACAAUAUCCCCUCAUUAUUCGCGAGGGAUACGUUCCGGAGAUGCUCGUUAAUAGCAAAUUUUGUGGAUAAUGAUAUUUGCCGACAAAAACGUAUCUUUUUUUUUCAUGAAUGACCUUAAAUCACUUGAUCUCAUCAUCGCUUUCUUUCUCUCGAUGCCAGUAGUCGUGCAGAGUUCCAGAUGCGAUUCGCGUGUAGCCAAAAUCACGGAUAGCAAGUUUAUAAAUAACGAGGGAGUCUUCUUGGUUCUUUCGGUAAAGUCAUGUAGAAGGGAAAUAAUUAAAAUAAUAUUAGCCGUCCUCAGGUGA